Messenger RNA from Babesia microti strain RI, 231 nucleotides. Its product is annotated as conserved Plasmodium protein, unknown function. Lineage: Eukaryota; Apicomplexa; Aconoidasida; Piroplasmida; Babesiidae. The record is from RefSeq and is a predicted model, not a curated record. Bases 1 to 231 code for a protein of 76 amino acids. The transcript is spliced from 2 exons.
AUGUCACGUUGGUGGGGAAAUGUAAAGCGGACCAUUUUAUUAAAGGGCAGUACGGUAAACACUGUUGCUGUAUGGUCUACUAGUAUAGUACUCUCAUUAUUAUGGAUAUAUCAGUCAGAAAAGGUCAAUCCAGGAUAUAGAGGAAUCUUUUUUGUUAGAAACGACGCUCCCGAAUUUUCUAAAUACGAAAUUCAGCAAUGGAAUCGGAAGUAUCGUGUCAAAAACUCGUAG